AUGGCAGGUGUUCCUUGCCCUCCUACUACCAAUAGAGCCUUUGGAUCUGCCCCAAAUGGUACUAUGCUGGUCCCCGAGCUCUGUGCAAAUGGUUCUCAAGUCGCCUGCCCCAAGCCAGCUCUUGAGAUAUGCGAAGGUUGUCUCCUUGUAAAGUACUGCAGCAAAGAGUGCCAGAAGAAUGACUGGGCUAUGCAUAAGAGAGAUUGUCGCAAGGCGUGUAUUAUCGCAGAGAAAGACUGCCCUUAUUUUGAGUCCCCUGACUAUGGAAAGAAGCCUGUUCUUGUCUCGGUUUUUAGAGAGAACGCGCGUGGCCAGAUCUACGAAGAUAAGCCUACUGAGGCGGAGAUUGCUGAGUAUGGCACGGUCAAGGGACAGGAGAUCUUGAAGCUUGUACCAGAUGGAUUGGAGAACACGAAGCACUUGUGGGGCAAGACGCCAGCUUUUGAUAUCUUGAAGCUCUCUACCAAUGAGGGCGUGGAUUAUGACCAGGACUUGAAGCUCUAUUUCGGAGGAGCGGAUGAUCUUCGACAUCUCAUGGCGACCAUACUCUCCGUCUCCGAGACCUACAAAGGCCAACUUUCAGUUAUCGUCAACGAGUUGGAUGUCGACCUCCAAAUAAGAAAUUUGAUAAUCAUCCUGUUGGCAACUUUGGUUCCAGACGGCAAGGCGACCGAAUUGAUUACCCACUUGUGGUACUCUGCGUCGAUUCCUUCAGAGAUGUAUUGCCUGGUCACCGAAUAUGUCUUGCCACGAGUAAAAAUGGUUUGGGAGGAAUGUAAGAAAGCCGCACGGGAGAGAAAGGAGGCAAGAAGCCAAGCCAAGGAGGAAAACAAAACCGAAAAGAAGCCAGCAGAAAGCUCCAUCCGUCGGAUGGUAGUAGAAUCCGGAACUACCAGGUUGGCAAUCGGCCUUGAGCCUCAACAUUGGCUGCAACUGUACAUCAUGCUGGACCGUAACAAUUUCCAAAGCAUCCAGCUCGCAAGACAAAAGCGCCAAAAUAUCAUAUUCUCGAUCAACCCAAAUCAUAAAAAGAAGCGAUUCGAAUUCUUUGCUGCACUCCCACCAUGGCAGAGAGUAACCGAGGAAAGAUACCGUCAAACUGGCGUUCUGCUGCCAUACGGCGCAUCAGCUGGUCAUUUUGACUUACCAAACCCGACCUUUUACCAUAGAUCCAAAGGCUUUCUACUGGACCACCUUGCAUCACCUCUUGAUAACCAGGAUUUGCCAAGACUCCAUCAGACCUGUCAUCGCUUAGGGAUUCCACCCAAUGAUCUCCAUGGAGCCUUGUUCUUCGAAUCCAAAGCUCUUGUUAAGUCCUUCUGCUCUCAUCUGAAGAAGAUCAACUCAAACUUAGUCUUCUCAAGCGAGCCUGGAAGCGUAUUUUCGGCCAGAUUCAAAGCGUUGUACGCUAGUCCUAAGGGACAAUUUGAUAGGAUAUUUUUGUCUGACCUGGUUGGCGAUUUCAAUCACUUGCUGUCCAGCGCUUUGACUGCCCUCGGUCCUCUUCUCAAGACUCCAGACGAGAACCCGCAUGCCGUCCUCGCUGCCCUCCUCACCAAAGCUACCAACAAUGUAGUAGAUGAUUUUCCGGGCAAGCGAUACCGUGACACCCUCCCUAAAUUAAUGCCAUACAAAUGGUAUCGCUACUCCGGAUUAGCCAACGUCACUGCCUUGAAGAAUAAAAUGAGCUUUGCUGAGUGGAGACAGGACCUUCUGGACCACAUGGAGAUCCAGGAGGAGAUGUAUUGGGAUAUGUACGUCCACGCGUACGGCCUGGAGGCAGCGGCCGCCCGCGCUGGGCUGGUCAUGAGGGAGGAGGACGAGAUGAAGAUUGCACCGGCUUGGCCCUUUCGUUUGACCUUGGCUGGGUUAUCAUUUCAGAUGGAGCUGCAGUUGCUGCAGCGAUUCACUUCUUCGAUGAAGGGUAGCGAGCGUUUUGUCGAGUUUAGACGCAACUAG
Messenger RNA from Amorphotheca resinae ATCC 22711, 1959 nucleotides. RefSeq lists its product as hypothetical. The transcript has 5 exons. NCBI's taxonomy places the organism in Eukaryota, Fungi, Ascomycota, Leotiomycetes, Helotiales, Amorphothecaceae. The record is from RefSeq and is a predicted model, not a curated record. The coding region runs from base 1 to 1959 and encodes 652 amino acids.